GUGGCUCCAGUGGUCACGUGACCACCGAGCGGCGCAAUAAGGGGGAAAAGAGGAGGCUGUGGAGCUGGUUCCGUUAACACCGGGAGACGGAAGAGGGGGAGAGAGAGACGGAAGAGGGGGAGAGAGAGACGGAAGAGGGGGAGAGAGAGACGGAAGAGGGGGAGAGAGGAAGAGAGAGAGAGGAAGAGAGAGAGAGACGCCCAGCCGCUCCUGUCACACACGCGAUAACCUUCGAGCGUUGUUACGGACACACACACACACACACACACACGAGGGAGAGCAACGCCAACGUCCGCAUGCCGGAGGGUCGCGUGUUUCCAGUGUGGCGGGGGAUCGGGGUCGGUGCUGGCGUGUGGAGCCAGGGCUGGGGACGCUGUCUGCAAUGGGACCCCGACGGUCCAGAACAAGGGCCCCGGAUCCCGGUGUUUGACUACCCGGUCUGGGUUGUCCUCUGUCAGGGGGGGCGCGCCAGGCUCAGGGAGGUUUGUCAGCGGGGGAGGGGUGCCAUCCGACUGCCCACGGACAUGCUGAGCAUCAAGCUGCCCCAGCUCUUUGACAUCCACCAGGUGCCCAAGGUGUUCCGGGAGGACAGCAUCAUCUCUGGGUACCGUCACCCGCGCAGCUCGGCGCUGGACUGCGUCCUCAGCAGCUUCCAGCUGAACAACGAGACCGUCAACAUCUGGACCCACUUCCUGCCGACGUGGUACUUCCUGUGGCGCUUCUGCGCCCUCUGCUCCACGAUGAACUUCCUGACGGACAGCUACACCUGGCCCCUGCUGGUGUACAUGCUGCUCAUCUGCGUCUACCCCUUCACCUCCUGCUGUGCGCACACCUUCAGCACCAUGUCCCCGGAGUCCCGGCACAUCUGCUACUUCUUUGACUACGGAGCGCUCAGCCUCUACAGUCUGGGUUGUGCCAUAAGCUACGGAUACUACGUGAUGCCCGACUGCCUGCUGAACAGCUGGCUCCAUCAACAUUUUGUCCCCAUCGCCAUUGGAAACACGCUGUUCUGCACCGGUCUGUCCUGCUACUCCAGGUUCCUGGAGCUGCAGUUCCCACAGAGGAGCAAAGCGCUGAGGACGGGCGCGUUUGUCCUCCCGUUUAUCUUUGACACGGUUCCUCUGUUUUACCGGAUCCUGCUCUGCUGCGGGGGCAGCGGCUGCAGCCCGAGCGACGCCCUGUCCAGUCACUGUUACCACCUCCUCUUCGCCUUCCUCACCUGCUUCCUGUUCACCGCCCACCUGCCGGAGAGGCUGGCCCCGGGACGCUUCGACUACAUCGGCCACAGCCACCAGCUCUUCCACGUCAGCGCCGUGGUGGGGACCCACUUCCAGAUGGAGGGCGUGAUGGCAGACAUGACGUCGCGGCGGGCGUGGCUGCUGGCCCACGGAGGCACGCCCUCCUUCCUGGGGACCAUCGGCAUGCUGGUCGCCAGCCUCGUCCUCAACCUGGGCAUCAUCGGCAUCUUCAGCACGCCGCUGCUGUGGAACUCCCCGCACGGCGCCGGCCAGCCGCGCACGCCGAAGUGCAAGGAGCAGUGAGGUGUGUGUGUGUGUGUGUGUGUGUGUGUGUGUGUUGACUAUUAAAGACACUAGUUUUAUAAUUCAGAGAAAAAGAUUUUGAUGCAUUUGUCUUAACAUCCCGACGCGUCACGUGUCUGCUCAGCAGCCGAGGACCCGGCCACGUUCUUCCGAUGUCACGUUGAGCCCCCCCCCCCCCCCCUCGUGUGUGUGCCGUGUGCAAAAUGUCUGUUUUUAAUUUAUUUGUGAGGUUCCUGAAUGGGCGUUUUGGGGUUGAAGGACGCGCGCUGUUGCAACACGAGCGCGUCGGUGUUCAUUCCCGUUUACAAGUUUAAAACUAAAACUGGAAACGUCUAAUAAUCGCAGUUCGCAGGGAUCAAAUAUGGAAUAAUGUUGUUUUUUUUAUGUGCUAUAGGCCAGAAUCUCCUUUUUGCUUUAUUCAGGAUUUAUUGAAAGUAUUCUUUGUAACUGGACUGCUUGGUUGACCUACGUGUAAACAGUCUUAUAUACAGUGAAUCCACGUAUUGAUUCCACUCAGCAGGGAUUUGAUUGGCAGGUCACGUGGUUAUUGCUUCCUGAUUGCCUGCCCUCGGCAUAUUACAGCGCAUGAAAAGACCGGUACAAUUGGGGGAAAAUAUAUCUUUAUAACCGCACGUUUCCAUGACAACGCGACAGCGGCCUCAUGGCCCCUGAAGGUCUUGAGUAAAUGUUUCUCUUGUUCUUCCAUCACGCUUCAUGAGAUCCGAUCUGAACGUUUCUCACUUUAAACUUUCGUAAUCUUUUGUGUUUCCGGUCAGUUUUCCAACACGUGCGGUUUAAGGAGUGAGAAGUACAUUUUGUGAUAGUUUGGGUCUUAUUAAUAAGAGUAUUGUGGUGCAUAUAUAGUAUUACCAACCAGUCCCACUCCUCAUACACUGUGGUUAUCUUUUCCCAUCAGACGGUGUCUACAUUGACUACUGAAAUAAUAAUAAUAAUAAUAUGUUUAUAAGAUUUUAUUAUAUUAAUCUUUUUUUUGUUGCAUAAAUGAAGAUGUUUUUCUCUUUUGGGGGAUUCAUGGAUAAAGUAACAGUUGUUCAUGCUGUAA
This is a messenger RNA of Cyclopterus lumpus (lumpfish), 2604 nucleotides long. RefSeq names its product progestin and adipoQ receptor family member VI (gene paqr6). Lineage: Eukaryota; Metazoa; Chordata; Actinopteri; Perciformes; Cyclopteridae. The transcript is spliced from 8 exons. Gene Ontology annotation, cellular component: membrane. The record is from RefSeq and is a predicted model, not a curated record. Gene Ontology annotation, molecular function: signaling receptor activity. The coding region runs from base 297 to 1541 and encodes 414 amino acids.